UUGCCUCACUUUGCUGUUUUGACUCUGGUAUCAGUUGACCUCGCUGUCAAGUUACAGAUUUAAUUGCACACAUUAGAUACACGACAUGUUAGUUUUUUCACACAGUUGUUGUUUUUGUUUGCACGGAGAAUAGUCCCGUGAGCUCACAGACAUGUCCACGUGGCGCAGGCUGCAGGUAAAGGCGCGGACAGCUCGUGGAUUCCUCACCUCAGGACUGGUGACAGAGAGGCACACAUGGCUGUACGGACACACACCUUUAUGUCAAACCUUCAGUACAGGCACACCUCUGCGGAAUGACUUCUUUAAAGAUCUGGAGGCCCAGCUGGCAGCCAUGAGGAAGAAGGCGGCAGACGCUCUGCCGGGGAGCAGCUGGACCCCCUUCGAUAUCAACCCGAACCUCCCGCCGGAGAGGGCCGACAUCGUGAUAGUAGGAGGGGGUGUGAUGGGCUGGUCCAUCGCCUACUGGCUGAAGCAGAAGGAGAUGAUGCGAGGAGGAGUACGAGUUGUAGUGGUGGAGAAGGAUCCAACGUACUCACGGGCGUCCACGGUUCUUUCAGCCGGGGGAAUCAGACAACAGUUCUCCUUACCCGAGAACAUCCACCUUUCUCUGGCCUCUGCACACUUCAUGAGGAACAUCAAUGAACACCUCGGUGUGUUGAAUGAAGACCCGGUUGACCUGCAGUUCAACCAUUCAGGAUACCUCUUCCUGGCCAGCGAGGACGUGGCUCACAUCAUGGAGGAGAACUACAACACCCAGAGGGACGCUGGAGCCAAAGUUAGACUUCUGUCUCCAACACAGCUGAAGGAGAAAUUCCCGUGGAUCAAUACAGACAGUGUGGCGCUCGCUUCAUACGGGUUGGAGAACGAGGGCUCGUUCGACCCGUGGACUCUGCUUAACGCCUUCAGGAGGAAGGCCAUGUCUCUGGGAGUCAUUCAGUGCUGCGGAGAAGUUACAGGAAUGGACUUUAGAUCACACGUGAUGACGACCACUGAAGGUGAACGAUUAGAGCUGAGGAGAAUUGGAUCUGUCAAAGUGCAGAUGCCGAACAGUCUGGAGUACCAGCCGGUGGAGUGUGCCAUUGUUGUGAAUGCAGCAGGAGCCUUUUCUGGUAAACUGGCAGAGAUGGUGGGAAUCGGCCUCGGCACCAAAGACACCAUCGCUGGAAUCCCACUGCCCGUCGAGCCUCGUAAAAGGUAUGUGUAUGUGGUCCACUGUCCUGACGGUCCGGGUCUCGACACUCCUUUCCUGAUCGAUUACUCUGGCGUUUACUUCAGGAGAGAGGGGUUAGGUGGGAACUACAUCGCUGGAGCUUCACCUGAGGAGUCAGAAGAGCCGGACACCAGUGACCUGGAGGUGGAUCACAAGUUCUUUGAGGAAAAAGUUUGGCCCAGUUUGGCUCUUCGUGUUCCUGCAUUUGAGAAACUAAAGGUGACCAGCGCGUGGGCCGGUUUCUAUGACUACAACUCCUUCGACCAGAAUGGCAUCAUCGGCAUGCACCCGCUCGUCAACAACAUGUUUUUCGCCACCGGUUUCAGUGGACACGGCCUGCAGCACUCCCCCGCGGUAGGGCGUGCCGUGGCAGAGCUGAUCUUGGAUGGGAACUUCAAAACUUUGGACUUAAGCGGACUCGGCUUCAGACGAAUCAUGACCCAGGAGCCGAUGCUGGAGAGGAACAUCGUGUAGAGGAGCUCGGACAUUUCACACAUUUGAUCCUGAGACAGAUUUAUACCAAGUCCAGAUUACCAGUGUUCUAACAGAGAUGAUGCAGUACUUACUCUGUCCACAGGGGGCACCAAAAUCCAGAUGAACCUCAAGAUCCUGACAUUUAAUUUAGUUGAAUAUUUUAUGUUUGGUAUGAGCAGUUAAGUUAUUAUUAUUGUUCCUUUUUUUAACAACCUUGUUUUAAGAUUUGAUUCAGUCUUUCCUUUCAAACAAACCAACAGAACUGAACACGUUUACCCCAAAAUGACAUCUUUUAAAUCAUCCAUUAACUCUUUCUGAGAGGGAGAAUCCCCUCUCUGCAUCCGUUACAACUGUUUUUGUAUCAUCUAUCCCGGGCUCAAUCCUAACAGAAAUAUGUAAAGGUGCACUCUGAUUACCUGUCUUACCUUGGCGUCCUCAGUAGCGACAUCAUUGUAGAGGAUAAGAGACUGAAGAGGACUUUGAGAAAAAAGAGAGGAUGAGUGGAUGAGUGUUUAACAAUCAGCUGGUCUUCUUGAUUUGUGAUGAUCUUAAAUCAAACACCUGACAACUCAUCCUGAGGUCUUGAGCUGCCUUUAGAGGAUGGCUUAGUGAAGGAGGAGCUUCCUGAAGGAGGGAAAUGUUGAUACAAACUGGAAAAAGAAGCAGCAUCUAUUCUGACAACCCUUUUCUGAAAACGUGUGGGUGAUACAGUUUGUAUACAAACAUUAAUGAUUGUCUCAUGGAGCAUGAUGUCUGUGUUAAUCUAAACAAUUCAUAUUUGAUCAGUAAUGAAUAUUUUUAAAGAAGAGUGUGACUGUG
Molecule: messenger RNA, 2503 nt
Organism: Notolabrus celidotus (New Zealand spotty)
Lineage: Eukaryota; Metazoa; Chordata; Actinopteri; Labriformes; Labridae
Gene: foxred1
Product: FAD-dependent oxidoreductase domain containing 1
Exons: 11
Coding region: 152-1684 (510 amino acids)
Cellular component (GO): cytoplasm
Molecular function (GO): oxidoreductase activity
Source: RefSeq, a predicted model, not a curated record